This is a messenger RNA of Xyrauchen texanus (razorback sucker), 2946 nucleotides long. It is a transcript of the gene fscn1b, whose product is annotated as fascin actin-bundling protein 1b. The record is from RefSeq and is a predicted model, not a curated record. Gene Ontology annotation, biological process: actin filament bundle assembly; cell migration; establishment or maintenance of cell polarity. The transcript is spliced from 5 exons. Bases 87 to 1571 code for a protein of 494 amino acids. Lineage: Eukaryota; Metazoa; Chordata; Actinopteri; Cypriniformes; Catostomidae. Gene Ontology annotation, cellular component: filopodium; cytoplasm; lamellipodium. Gene Ontology annotation, molecular function: protein-macromolecule adaptor activity; actin filament binding.
CUGGCGCGCCAUCGUGUACCACUUGUCACACCCAAAACCGCUAGUUACCGAUUCUCACCGAACCGUAACACCCUUACAGCUCAACCAUGUCUUCUGAAGGAUUAGGCGAGACUUUGGUGAUCCGUUUCGGCCUUAUAAACGCUAAUAACAAAUACCUCACAGCAGAAACAUUCGGUUUUAAAAUCAACGCCUCUGCGACCUCCAUGAAGAAAAAGCAAGUGUGGACCCUGGAGCAGUCUGGAGAUCCAGGAGACUCUAACGCCGUGUUCAUCAAAAGCCACCUGGGAAGAUACCUCGCCACCGACAAGGAUGGCAACGUGACCGCAGACAGAGAGCAACCCGACCUGGAUUGUCGGUUCCUAGUGAUCGCUCACGAUGACGGCCGGUGGUCCUUGCAGUCCGAGCCCCACGCGCGCUACCUGGGCGGCACCGAGGACCGGAUCGUGUGCUUUGCGCAAAGCAUCUCUCCUGCGGAGAAAUGGAACGUGCAUCUGGCGGUCCAUCCUCAGGUGAACGUGUACAGCAUCGCGCGAAAGCGGUACGCGCACCUGUGCCCUAAGAGGAACGAGCUCGCGGUGGACCGGGACGUGCCAUGGGGUGUUGAUUCGCUGCUCACGCUCGUGUACCUGGAUCACCGCUACCAUCUGCAGACCGCUGACAACCGCUUCCUCACGUGCAGCGGUGCCCUGGUAGCCAAACCUGACACCAGCACCGGCUUUACGCUGGAAUUUCGGGCGAGUAAGGUCGCUUUUCGGGAUGCCACUGGCAAGUACAUCGCUCCCACGGGUCCAACCGGGACCUUGAAAUCCGGCAAGAGCGCGCGAGUCGGCAAAGAUGAGCUUUUUGUCCUCGAGCAAAGUCGCGGGCAAGUGGCGCUCACUGCAAGCAACGAAAGAAACGUUUCUACGCGCCAGGGAGUGGAUUUAUCAGCCAAUCAGGAUGAGGAGUCAGAUCAGGAGGUGUUUCAGAUGGAGAUGGAUAGAGAGACAAAGCGUUGUGCUUUUCGAUCGUGCAGUGGGAAGUACUGGAGCCUCACCCCAAAUGGAGCGGUCCAGUGUACUGCCUUAACCAAGUCACCCAGUUGUUUCUUUGACCUUGAGUGGAACGGGUCAAAAGUUGCAUUGAAGGCCAGUAAUGGUAAAUACCUGGCAGCUAAGAAGAACGGCCAACUGGCAGCUGCUGUGGACUCAGCAGGCGAGCAGGAAGAGUUUGUGUUGAAGCUAAUCAACAGGCCAUUGAUAGUGUUGCGUGGGGAACACGGCUUUAUAGGUUGCCGCAAACAAGGAACCGGGACUCUUGAUUCCAACCGCUCAUCCUAUGAUGUCUUCCAAUUAGAGUACAGCAAAAAUGCUUACAGCCUCAAAGAUGCAGUGGGAAAUUAUUGGACAGUGGAGGCAGAUGGGUCUGUGGUUAGCAGUAGUGGUGCGCCUGUCUUUUUCCACUUUGAGUUUUGCGAUUAUAAUAAAGUGGCCAUUAAGACAAAGGAGGGCAAGUAUCUAAAGGGAGACCAUGCUGGUGUGCUCAAAGCCAGUGGCCAGGGCAUUGCUGAAGCAACACUGUGGGAAUACUGAGAAACAGUGGCACCCACCUUAAUAAAUCUUCACACAUAAACACAUAAACAAUGUGUGUUCUUUAAACCUGUCCUUAAACAUAAGCAUAAAGCACAAGAUAAUAUCAUACACAUCACACAACAUAAAACAAUUCUAAAUAGUCUAAUGGCAAAAACAUAAUAGAGUGGAAAGAAUAGAAUAGAACUUUUUGCACGAUUAAUUACAAACAAACAAAUGCACAGAAACCUUAAAGGGGUAGUAGUUCACCCCAAAAUAAUAAUGUCAUUAUUUACUCACUUUAAUAUUUUUCCAAACCUAUAUGACUUUCUUUCUCCCUUGAUACACAAAAGAAGUUGUUAGGCAGAAAAGUCAUUAAGAAAGUCAUUAGGGUUUGGAACAACAUUGGGGUGAGGAAAUGAUGACAGACAUUUCAUUUAUGGGUGUAAUAUGCCAUUAAGUAAGAGAAGCACAAAUUGAUAUCAAGGGCAGACAGGAAUACAUUUUUAAUAACUGGAUUAUAAUUGGAAAAACUUGAUAUUCUACAAUGGAUAUGAUGUGCUUGGCUCAUUUGUCUGAAUGAUUAACAUUUCUAACAUAUUGAUAUAACAACGAGGUGAAAAGCUGACACAAAAUCAUUUAAAAAUAGCAACUAAACUAAGCAGUUGAAUUCAGAGGCAUGGGCUAAUGCAAAGUUUCUCUGUUCCCUAGUGACCUCAUUUCACUUAUCAUAACAGUGGUUUCUAGGAAAUUCAGUAUCUAAGUGUAGUAUUACAUAAUGGUCAAUAAUUUGCUUAUGCAAAAUGGGUAUAUAUACUUGUGUCAUUUGUUGAGCCUUUGGGCAUAAAGUUUGUUCGUGCCCAUGAUCCAAAAAGCAUUUUUAGAGUGAACUGACUUCUGUAAUGAGGCCAGGUUUUAAAUAGCACCAAUGUGGCUCACAAAAUGUUAGAAAUAUCCCUGUUCACUUUGGAGAGUCUCUAAUUUCCAAAGGAACAAAACUCACACACACGCACAUGAGUGAGUCAAAAGCAAAUCAAGCACAUAAUUUGGUUGUCAAAUUGUUAUAUGUGGUUUUUGUGGCUAUGGUUUCAUGAUUGUAUUCUGCCAAGAUUGCAUUGUUCCCACUACAGGAACAACAGUGUUUUUAAUGUAACAAGCUUAAUGUUGAUAUAAUGUUGAUUUGCACUUUUUCGGCUAAAGCUUUUCCAUGUGAAUGUGUUGAAGGAAAAAGAUGAUGUGUCUGUGCCUUGCUCAGUGGGAUGAGAUCUCCUAAGGUGUGAAAAUACUUUCUUUUUUAAAACGUCAUUUGUAUUUUAUUCUCUUUAUGUGCCAUUUGCAACUGUACUUCAAGAGCAAAUUAAUGAAAUAAAAGAGUUGCUGUAAAGUUAACAUAUAUUGU